Messenger RNA from Pangasianodon hypophthalmus (striped catfish), 5640 nucleotides. It is a transcript of the gene prkacab, whose product is annotated as protein kinase, cAMP-dependent, catalytic, alpha, genome duplicate b. The record is from RefSeq and is a predicted model, not a curated record. Bases 990 to 2045 code for a protein of 351 amino acids. Gene Ontology annotation, molecular function: ATP binding; cAMP-dependent protein kinase activity; protein kinase A regulatory subunit binding. NCBI's taxonomy places the organism in Eukaryota, Metazoa, Chordata, Actinopteri, Siluriformes, Pangasiidae. Gene Ontology annotation, biological process: peptidyl-serine phosphorylation. The transcript is spliced from 10 exons. Gene Ontology annotation, cellular component: cAMP-dependent protein kinase complex; nucleus.
GGCUGUGGGGAUUUGUGUUCAUUCAGCUACAAGAGCAUUAGUGAGGUCAGGCGCUGAUGUUGGGAUGUCGAGGAGGUCUGGGGUGCAGUCGGUGUUCCAGUUCAUCCCAAAGGUGUUCAGUGGGGUUGAGGUCAGGGCUCUGUGCAGGACACUCGAGUUCUUCCACUCCAACCUUCACACACCAUGUCUUCAUGGAGCUCGCUUUGUGCACAGGGGCAUUGUCAUGCUGGAACAGGUUUGAGCCUCUUAGUUCCAGUGAAGGGAAAUUGUAAUGCUACAGCAUACAAAGACAUUCUAUACAAUUGUGUGCUUCCAAGUUUAUGGGAACAGUUUGGGGAAGAACCACAGAUGGGUGUGAUGGUCAGGGGUGCACAUACAUUUGGCCAUAUAGUCCAACUAGAAAUGUUUGAUAAUUGAAUUGUUGGAAAUUGUCAUGUAUAACCUCUUCUAGCGAAGGCGGGAUCUGUCACUCAGAGAGCUGACCAAUGGUAUCGCUCCAAUCACCGCUGCGCCCAUGUUUGAGUCCAAUCACCGCGCUCUUUCCACCUGCCUGUCAGCGCCAAACGCAGCCAAUGGCGUGCGCCGGGAGGCGGGACAUGGAAGCGAAACGGUCGCCUGGUUGCAUCCUUCCGUGAUGCUGCUGUUUCUGCUCUAGCGUAUUUUUCAUGACCGAUUUUAAUUGCGGAGUUUUCGGAGAGCUCCGACAGGGACGGGACCGACGUGUUAUCCGCGGAAGAGCCGUAACCAGGGCGGAAAUCGGGCCGAAGCACGGCGCUGAGGGGCCGCGGGGCCCGGGCUCGCUCCGGCCUGAUGCGGAUGGAUGGUGCGCGGCGGCCCUGUAACCUGAGCUAACGCGCUUAAAACCGGGGCUGAAUCAUCCGCGUGCUUUCCUUUCAAACAAACCGGUUUCUCCAAAAUCCUUUCGUUUCUCCACAUCCGGACUGUUGGAGAGAAAAUCCAGCCGGUGUCCAGCGCUUGGACUCCCAGUCAUGGGCAACACGCCGGCCGCCAGGAGGGGAAACGAGAUGGAGAGCGUUAAAGAGUUCUUGGCCCUCGCCAGGGAAGACUUCCUCAGGAAAUGGGAGAAUCCUGCUCAGAAUACAGCAUCUCUGGAUCAGUUUGAUUUGCUGAAGACUCUGGGAACAGGCUCGUUUGGCCGUGUGAUGCUCGUCAGGCACCGGGAGAACGGCCAGCACUACGCCAUGAAGAUCCUCAACAAGCAGAAGGUGGUGAAGUUGAAGCAGAUUGAACACACUCUGAAUGAGAAACGCAUCUUGCAGGCUGUCAGUUUUCCUUUCCUAGUACAGCUUGAGUACUCCUUUAAGGAUAACACUAACCUGUACAUGGUAAUGGAGUAUGUUCAGGGAGGAGAGAUGUUUUCACACUUGCGCAGGAUCGGCAGGUUCAGUGAACCUCAUGCUCGGUUUUAUGCAUCUCAGAUAGUUCUGACGUUUGAGUAUCUUCACGCUCUGGAUCUCAUCUACAGAGAUCUGAAACCAGAAAACCUCCUCAUCGACCAGCAGGGCUACAUACAGGUGACAGACUUUGGCUUUGCAAAGCGUGUUAAAGGUCGCACAUGGACGCUGUGUGGCACGCCUGAGUAUCUGGCUCCAGAGAUCAUCCUAAGUAAAGGUUAUAAUAAAGCGGUGGACUGGUGGGCUCUGGGCGUGCUGGUGUACGAGAUGGCAGCCGGGUAUCCUCCGUUCUUCGCAGAUCAGCCAAUCCACAUCUACGAGAAGAUCGUCUCAGGAAAGGUGCGCUUUCCCUCACACUUCAGCUCGGAUUUGAAGGAGCUCCUGCGCAACCUGCUGCAGGUCGACCUCACCAAGCGCUACGGCAACCUGAAGAACGGUGUCAACGACAUCAAGGGCCACAAAUGGUUCUCCACCACUGACUGGAUCGCCAUCUACCAGAGGAGGGUGGAGGCUCCGUUUAUCCCUAAGUGCAGGGGUCCGGGGGACACCAGCAACUUCGACGACUAUGAGGAAGAGGAGAUCCGAGUGUCCCUCACUGAGAAGUGUGCUAAAGAGUUCGCCGACUUCUAGCGCAGCCGAAUGAGAUGAGCGAGCGAGAAUUAGCAUGAUGGAUGUUUUUUUUUUCUGUGUGUAGAAUCAGUGCGAGCAGCUAAAAGGAGUACAGUGACGAGCCGGAAGGACAGACACCGUUGCCUUCGCCAUCCCGUUUCCUCGUCCACGUUUAUCACGUUUAUUGUUACUCUUUUAUUUUGAUCUACUUGCGGUUCGUCAUGGCGACAGGGACGCAUUCGAUGAGUCCUCACCUCAGGAGCGCUCGACUCCGCCCAUCAUCUCCACCACAGACUGUUGCAUAAUAAGUGACGUUUUCAUGCUUUGUGCUUCUUUUAGGCCUGAGUGUUGCUGUACUGUUUUAAUGCAUUGAAAGGAUGACGCUGAGAAAAAGCCAUGAUUCUAUAAUGUUUAUAGUGUCGAGUAUAGAGCUUAUUAUGAUAUUAUUAUUAUUAUUAUUAUUAUUAUUAUUAGUCCCUGGAUCUGCCUGCGUCUCGGCGUGCUGCAUUGAUCAGUCUCUGAAGUGUCACGUAUGAAAAAUGUGCCAUGAGAUCAGAGCUCGAUGACAGAGCUUGAUGGUUGUUUAGUUGAUUAAUGGUUUUAACACGUCCACUGAAGUCCAGGAGCGUGUGCACUCUGCGCCCUUUAAUAUGUGGGAGGUGACGGAGAAAAGAACCUGACAGUACACUUUCAUUUACACCUUUAUCCUGAAGGGAUUUUUGUUUUUGUUUGUGAACAGCUGUUUCAGUGCUGCUGGAUUUUAUCAGGAUGUUAAAUUCAGUUUCGAGUUUCGAUUCUUCAGCUCUACAAGCUGAUUCUACGAACACAUCGCCGUGUGUAAAUUCGAUACGCCAUAUUGCUCAGAAAACGAAUGAAAGCUUUUUAUUUGUACGUUAUAUGAGUUGUGAUGUCACAAUCGCACCAACAUAGUCCGUUUCGGCUAUAUUCGCAUCACAAAGAGACAUUUGUGCUGUUUUAGGCUGCUUUCACGCUUAGCGUUUUCAUUUAUUUGUGUAUUUAAUUUUAAAAAAUGCAUCACAAUUCAAAAACAAAAAAUUGGUGUUGUUUACAGUUGGAACUACGAUGGUAUCUGAAUGAAUGAAAAUACAGGAAAUAACAGGCCAGAGCGUCUUUUGUGCCGAUAUGAAAAAAGCAACUCACGCAAUAUGCACACUGUAAUCAUAACAACGUUCCUACCAGUCCUAGCUAGUGGUGGCUAACUAGCCUAGCCUGCUCUUUAGAUUAGAGUUUUUAUUAUCAGUGAUGCAGAUGGAAUACAGAUGGUGUGAAUCUGGAGAUGAAGAGCUUAUUUGCCUUCGCUGUAGUUAUGGAGGCAGAAAAUCAAGAGAAUCUCCUCAUAUUCCUUAAACUCACCCCCAACUUACAACCUGAUUGGUCUCACAUUGGGCACUUGAUGUCAUUCAGUGUUUUUCUGAAAUGUUUUUCUGAAACAGGUUCUGUUGGGGCCAAAAAAAAAAAAAAAAACGCCAAAGGCAACUCUUUUUUAAAGUGUCUGACUUCUGCCUGCCUUGCUGACGGAUUACAUAUGAGAAAGAAAAAAAAGAGUGUGAAAGCAGCCUAAUUUAUUUACUUAUUAAGCAAUAUUUUUAAAUGAAUAGUGUAACGCUGCGGGCUAUCAACGUUCAAAUAACCGUGAGUGGCAAUCAGAUCAGUGUCACCAAUCACAGCUCAGGUGAGCUCAUGAAUACAGAAUUAGCGCUGUCCUCAGCUUCGUAUGUCUCGAAGGAUGAACCUGUUAGUCCUCACCAUCCCGGAUUGGUAAUUGGAGUCUCAGUGGAAAUUUGCUAAGAAAAUUCAAUUGUACUAUGUUUGUGCCUUCAAAAGAAACUUUUGUGCUAUUUUACGUCUUAAAUUUAAGCAGUAGCACGUUGUUUUAAAGCUGCGCUGUCCCUCUUCAAUACUUUGGUGCAAUUGGAAUGUUGUGUUGAAGGUUUGCUGAAUGAUGUGACUCAUUUUAAAAGUUCAGUGUAACAAAUUGAGGAAUCGCAGAGCACAAAUGUGUUGACGGCACAAUGCUAGUGCUAAUGGACGAGGUUGUUUUGGUGCGAAUGGAACUUUGAUGUUGUGCCGAGUGACGUUACGAGUCACGUAUUUGUAAUGGCUAAAUCUUUUGAAAACCACACACUGAAAUGGUAAACGGUGUUUGCUUUCUAAAGGUGUUUUUACAUAGAAACUUUUAAGGGUUAGUUUUAACCAGGUAACCUGCUAGUUUUAAGCAGGGUUUAGAAGCGACAUAAAGACUUCAACGGCUCAAACGCAGCACAAACAGAUUGCUCUUUUAUUUGUUUUCUCUUUAUAUACUGAAUUGCUCUAGUCUCACCAUUUAGUGAGGGGGAAAAAAGCAUGACUGACUUGGAGAUCCACAAAUCCAGUUAUCCUCAGGUUAUCCACACUAAGCCAACAGCAUCCUGUCAGGUCUGUCUGCAGAUCACAGAGCACAGCAGGUGUAUGUUCGAGCGUAUUUAUGGAAAUUUGGGCGUCGGUGAUUUUACGAGAGCAACACUGAGUGGGCCAUAGAUGUGAAGGCGGGUGUGUCUUUGAGUCAGUACAUAAAAGCCAUCAAAUAUCCAUUUUUCUUGGUCCGCUAGAUAACAGGAACUAACCUGACAGGAUUUCUGAAAGGAUUUUUACACCAUAUAUAAACAUUUUUACACCAUAUAUAAGCACCAUCAUAAACGUUCAUAGAACACGUGAGAGAACCUUUGAAUGCAAUCAUUUCAAACUAAUUUUUAAAUUCUGUGUGCCACUCAAACAUUUGAAUAAGUUGUUCAUGUUUGGGUUCAUAUGGGUUUAAUGACACGCCCACUGGUCUGCAGACAGAUCUUCCUCCAUGAGCAGGAAUGUGUGGGAGGUGAAAUGAGCUGUAGAUUGGAAGAGAGAAUGUGGUGACGGUGCACUGAGUAUUUCCUACAUGUUAUUUACAUUCAGGUGCCCAGGCAAAGCAAUUUGACUUGCAUUUGAAUGAUUGUGAGAGGACAAGUCCAAUGUCAUGCCAAAAUGAACAUGUUUCUACAGUUUCAUUUUGAACCCUGACUCUCCUGAGCCUGAGCCUGUUGGUGUACAUCUUUCUUCCCUUUUUUAAACUCCAUAAAUCAUUUCCUUAGCUGGUAAAGUCUGUUCUUCCUCGGCAGACGGGUAAAGUGAAACUGGCUUCUUUUGGGUGUUCUGAAUUUUAUAAUACUCAAGUCUGUUAACUCUCCAGAUUCCACAGCGUCAUUUACCGACUGAAGACACGGCGGAGUGCUCUGGUGAUAUUUUGCACCACAAGAAUCAUUCCAAUAAAGUUUUACUUGUGUAAAUACCACACUUGUGACGCCUUUUAAUUUGCUUUCAUUGAAGGAACUAUAAGGUGAAUUCAGAUAUACUGGGACAGUGUUUUUUUUUUUUAUUUCCACCUUGUCUAAGCUUUCUUGCCAUUAAUAAAAAGCAACUAAAAAACAACAAAAUCCCCCAACACAUGACACAUUUCUGAAAUCCUCAAAGUGUUGAUAUUCUACAUGUGAAAGAAAAAUGUUUAUAUCAUAUUUUAAAUAAGAAUGACUUAGCAUUUUAUCAGAACUGACUGAUAACCAUUGUUAAUGACAAGUCUGGUAAU